Messenger RNA from Syzygium oleosum, 830 nucleotides. Its product is annotated as LOB domain-containing protein 1-like. The transcript is spliced from 2 exons. The record is from RefSeq and is a predicted model, not a curated record. Lineage: Eukaryota; Viridiplantae; Streptophyta; Magnoliopsida; Myrtales; Myrtaceae. The coding region runs from base 52 to 645 and encodes 197 amino acids.
CCCUUCACUCUCGCUCGUUGUGAGCUAAUUUUUGAGCUCCAACACCACAAAAUGGAGUCCUCAGAUACAGGUGCCUCUGCAUCUUCUCCUCCUCCAUCUCCAGUUCCUCCGUCUUGGCCGUCUCCGACUCCUGCUCUUCCACUUCUGGUGGUCGUGGCCAGCCCUUGCGCGGCGUGCAAGACAUUAAGGAGGAGAUGCUCGGAGAGCUGCGUGCUGGCCCCGUACUUCCCCCCCUCGGACCCUGCCAAGUUCGCCAUCGCCCACCGCGUGUUCGGCGCUAGCAACAUUGUCAAGUUCUUGCUGACACUUCCCGAAUCUCAAAGAGAUGACGCAGUGAGCAGCAUGAUUUAUGAGGCCAGUGCGAGGAUUCGAGACCCUGUCUACGGUUGUGCCGGGGCCAUUAGCCAACUCCAAACGCAAAUUACCCAACUCCAAGCACAGCUAGCCAAGUCACAAGCCGAGCUCAUCAGCAUGCAAAUCCAACGGGCGAAUCUCAUGGAACAAUUGCACAUGACCAAAUCUCAGGAGUCGUGUCCACAGCAGUUCAUCGAGAGUCUCCUGAAUAGUCCACACGACUACCAAAUCAACUCGUGCUUGGAUGAUUAUAAUGGCUUUGGCUCAUUUUGGGAGCCUCUCUGGACAUGACUGAUGGGUCGACCUUAUCGACCACAUCUAUACAUAUAGUUUGGUGAAAUUUUCCUAACUUGGGGGACAUUAUGAAGAAAAACUAAGUAGCAAUGAUUUUGUUGUUUAGAUCCUAAUACUCUCUCUAAUGUUUGUGGUGUGGAUUUAUUAUGAAGACCCUAAAGCGAGAUGGCUCUUUAUUUUUA